Aureobasidium uvarum is the source of this 14763-nucleotide messenger RNA. NCBI's taxonomy places the organism in Eukaryota, Fungi, Ascomycota, Dothideomycetes, Dothideales, Saccotheciaceae. The record is from the annotation of a GenBank genome assembly.
AUUUCUGGAUCACAACUUACACCCUUAAUUGAUAAUAUGCCGGCACGAAUUCUUUCGGCCGACGAAACAACACUCAAAAUGGACGAGAAUCUUUCUAUACUCAAUCCGGUUCCCAGCAAAUUGGAAGGUCCUGGGCUACUUCACGAACUUAUAUCAGGUCCUGAAACUCCCGGAACUGCUCUGGAAUACCUGGACACGGAUGGUGAGACGAGCACAUUAUCCUAUUCGGACUUGCACAGGAGGUCAGAGCAUCUAGCAUGGCGAUUGACCCAAGUCAGUCGUAGGGUCUCGCAGAAGGGCCUUGGUAUUGUGCCCAUCUAUAUACCGCAAUGCACAUAUCUGUACAUUUCGCAACUGGCGAUCCUCAAAUCAGGAGCUGCAUUCUGUCCCCUGAAUCUGGACGUCCCAGAAGAAAGAUUGAAGUUCAUAUUGCAGGACACUUCGGCUAGCAUUCUUCUAACGACUACUGCUAUGCGUCCAAAACUUCCGGAUCUGCAGGGUGUAUUGGUUGUUGCAGUGGACGACGAGCAGUCCGAACUCCAAUUCGACACCGAAGGCUUGAGAAUGCUCGGAGAUGAGAUGGCACAUCCCGACACUUCUUCUCUUGCCUACAUCAUGUAUACCUCGGGCAGUACUGGACUCCCAAAGGCGGUCUGUCUGUCGCAUCGGGCAGUGACACAGUCUCUUCUGGCACAUGACCGGUUCAUCCCAAGUUUCUCCAGAUUUCUGCAGUUCGCAAGCCCAACGUUUGAUGUCAGUGUGUUUGAGAUAUUCUUCCCUUGGUUUCGUGGAUCUACACUUGUCUCAGUCGAACGCAGCCGCCUGCUUAACGAUCUUCCUGGAACGAUCACAUCAUUGGACAUAGAUGCCGCCGAGCUUACGCCAUCAGUCGCUGCUAGUCUGGUUCGUACAAGGGACAAUGUUCCUAAUUUACGGACACUCCUUACCAUCGGUGAGAUGCUCAACACCCAGGUCAUCCAACAAUUUGGCGGCUCGGACGACGAGCCCGGUAUCUUGUAUGGCAUGUACGGCCCUACCGAGGCUGCCAUCCACUGUACUCUACAGCCAGACUUUGCGAUUGAUCUACCUGCCGGCACUAUCGGAGUUCCUCUAGACACCGUCUCUUGUUUCAUUGUCGAGCCAGCAGCAUCUGCCGAACGCGCUAGCAAUAUCGAAAUCUUGCCAAUAGGUGAGGUAGGCGAGCUCGUUGUAGGAGGACAUCAACUAGCAGAUGGGUACCUGAAUCGGGAGGAACAGACUCGAGCUGCUUUCGUGGUACAUCCGAAGUACGGUAGUCUCUACCGCACUGGCGACAAGGCACGCCUUCGUCGUAACGGCACACUGGAAUGCCACGGACGCAUCUCGAGUGGCCAGGUCAAACUCAGAGGUCAACGUGUCGAGCUAGGGGAGAUUGAGCAUGCUGCAUCAAAGGCUGCCGGCUGUCACGCAGUAGUUGCAAGCGUCAUAUCAGGUCUCUUGAUACUUUUCUGCAUAGGUGAUUCCGGCAAGGUUUCCUCCGAGGACAUCAAGCAAGCCUGUCAAAAGUGGCUCCCAGCUUACAUGAUACCUAGCGAUAUUGUCUUACUCCAUGACUUCCCUUAUCUUCCAUCAGGUAAGGUCAAUAAGAAGAGGCUGGAGGACGAUUACAGCUCCAAAGCCCCACAGUCGAUAUCGGUGGCUCCCGAUGCAUCUGCGACUGCUAACAACGUAGCGCGCAUAAUCCAAGACGUGUUAGGGGUUCCGAUUGAUCACAACACUGAGCUCAGCGCUGCGGGACUGGAUUCUCUUAAAGCCAUUCAAGUUGCUUCCANNGAGCUGCGCAAGCACGGUUACUCUAAUGUUGGAGCUCUCGAGCUGCUUUCAGCAUCUAACGUCAUUGAUCUUGAUAGACUUCUUCAAGCUAGGGCCGUUUCCGAUGGUGGCCAUGAAGAUGAUACUGAGCGAUGGAAGACCAUUGCCCGUGAGCUGAGAACGGACGUGGAAUCAACCUUGCAAUCCAGUACAGCUGCAAGCGACAUGCAAGACAUUGUACCAUGUACGCCACUCCAAGAUGCGAUGCUGGUUGAAACAGCAAGGCAACCUCAAGCAUACUGUAACGAGCUUCGUUUGUCAGUGGCUUCGGCCAUGCCUAUCGAAAGAGUACGUCAAGCUUUGUCCUCAUUGGCUAAAAAGCAUACUGCCUUGAGGUCUGGCUUUUGCACAUCUGGAGUUUCUCACUGCUCCUACGCUCAAAUCGUAUGGAAGACUAUGGCUGCCUCUCAAUUCGUAUGUGUCGAGUCAUGGGAUUCUGGAUGGUCUAUCACAAACCAAGAGAUGCUUCUGCGACCACUUCGUUUUCAAUACAAAAGGUCUGGUGCUGGCGCGGAACUCUUAAUUAAUAUACACCAUGCAUUGUAUGAUCAAUGGUCAGUGGAAGUUGUUCUUGAUGAUCUGGAGGACUUGCUGCAAGGCAAAGAGAUACCAGAAAGACCUUCGUUCGGAGCCGUCAAUAAGUUCUUCAGUGUCAAGAGGCAUCAAGAUCAGACAUUGCAUCUCGACUUUUGGAGGGACCAUCUCUCUGAAGCCACUUCCGGUCGAUUACCGAAUCUAUCACCAAGACUAAUGCCAUUGCAGCCUCUCCAAAGUAGGGGGCAUACCAUCGAGGUGGAUAUGAGGUCACUACAUCAAACUGCACAAGCGUGUUCCUGUAGCCCACAUGUUUUCUUCCAAGCUGCAUAUGCUGUCCUUCUUGGUUCUUACAUGGGCACAGAGGACGUGAUCUUUGGUACAGUCUUCUCCGGAAGGACCUUACCAAUCAUCGGUGUUGAAAGUAUGGUAGGACCUCUCUUGUCAACUCUUCCUUCACGGAUCAACACCGCGGAAUGCCGAAAGUUCAGCGAUGUCCUGCGUCGCCUUCAAGGUGACAAUCGUGACAUCAUGCAGCACAGCACGACACCUUUGGCAGAUGUCAAGAAGGCCUGCGGAAUAACUCCAGGUGAGGCUCUAUUCGACAGUAUUUUGGUCUGGCAGGAGACUGCUAGACCGAGCGCACGAAACCAGUCGCUGUUGAAUUUAGUAGAGGCUCAUGAUUAUCUGGAGUUCAACUUAACUCUAGAACUCGAGCCUACUCAGAAUGGUGUGAAAACAAAGGCGACAUUCCAAUCGAGUGUUCUGCCAUCGCAACAUGUUGAAGUUUUGUUGCAGCAACUUGAUGCUUUGGUCAAGAUCGUGGUAGCACGACCUCAUAUUCUUAUGAGUGAGCUCAGCAGUCAACUUCCCGCCUCUGUCUUGUCAGUCGCAAACCCUGACCCACAAUUCUUCACGUAUAAAGCCGGCCUUGGAUCUGUUGUUGAAAGUCAGGCUCUGGAAAACUCCAAUGACUUGGCUCUGGUCUUUGCACACGAUCUCCGAAGGGGGACUUCAACAAUCGAGAGCUUGACAUAUGGUGAACUCAACACCCGAGCAAAUCAGCUCGCUAAUCACAUCAUCUCGCAAGGCGCUAAGCCUGAUGAACUUGUCUGCAUCUGCAUGGAGAAAUCAGUGGCUCUGUACGUUUCCAUUCUCGCCACUGUCAAAGCAGGUUGCGGAUAUCUCCCUCUAGUGCCAGAGACACCUGCCGCUCGAAUCGGCCACAUUCUUUCUGAUGCCAAUGUAAAGUUGUGCUUGACAGACUCCUUGACGACAUCCAUUAUUGCCAAUCUGGAAAGUUGCCAUGUGAUCAACAUCAUUUCAACCGACGUAUCCAACCAAGCAUGCACAAAUCCUCAACUUGCUUUUGAGCCCGCCAGUAUUUCAUAUGCUGUCUUCACUAGCGGAACUACAGGCAAUCCCAAAGGAGUUCUCGUGACUCAGGAGAACUUACUCAGCAACCUCGAGGUUCUAAGCAAAAUCUACCCUGUCCCGGAAGGAUCUAGGCUGCUUCAAGCCUGUAACCAAGCUUUUGAUGUCAGCGUGUUUGAGAUCUUCUUCACUUGGUACACUGGCAUGUGUCUGUGCUCGGCCUCCAAGGACGUUUUGUUCCGCGAUCUCGAGAGCGCAAUCAAUGAACUUGGCAUUACACAUCUCUCUCUGACACCAACUGUAGCGGCCUUAACAGAUCCAGCACAUAUUCCAAAGGUGAAAUUCCUUGUCACUGCUGGAGAAGCCGUCACUCAUCACGUCCAUGGCGCUUGGGCUGGCAGAGGGCUUUACCAAGGCUACGGUCCGUCGGAGACAACCAAUAUCUGUACAGUGAAUCCAGCAGUAGAGCCCAAUCAUGUCAUCAACAACAUUGGUCAGCCUUUCGUAAACACAUCUGUAUUUGUGUUAACGCAGGAAUCUGACUUCCAACUGGUCCCUCUUGGUGGCUUAGGUGAACUUUGCUUCGGUGGACAGCAAGUGUUCCGUGGCUACCAAAACAUGCCCGAGCUUACGGAUAGUAAGAUUAUCAAUCAUCCAAAAUAUGGCCGCAUCUACCGCAGUGGAGAUCUUGGUCGGUUGCUGCCUGAUGGGACGAUCUUGAUUCAAGGCCGUACUGAUGACCAACGAAAGAUCCGUGGUCAAAGAAUUGAGCUUGGCGAAAUUUCCGGAAGCCUACUCCAAGUUCCACAUGUGCAGGACUGCGCGAUCGAGAUUGUCAAGGUUGCAGACAGAGAAAGUCUCAUGGCCUUCUGGAUCCCAGCCGGUUAUGCCAAGGACGUGUAUAAGGUACUCCAACCAGACAGUUCACUACAAGAGGCAAUAGCAACAAUGUUUGCGCACCUCGCUGACCAUCUGUCCGUUUACAUGAUCCCAGAUGCAUUGAUCCCAGUAUCUGCCAUUCCCCAAACCCUACAAGGUAAGAUUGACAGAAGACGGCUAGCCAGCGAUGGCUCAACACUCAGUGUUGAUGACCUUGAUGCAUUUUCUCAGGAUUUCGGUGCCGACGGCGAUGUCGGUGAGCUCUCUGCAACCGAACAACAGAUAGUUUCUGCACUGGCAGAUACUUUGGGAAUGCCACACGCUUCAAUCGGCCGCUCGACCUCUUUCUUUGCUUUGGGCCUCGAUUCUGUGUCUGCAAUCCGUCUUGCGACCAAGCUGAGGACUGACUACCGAUAUGAGAUUGAUGUGUCUCAAAUCCUCAAAAGGCCCACUAUUGCCAGACUGGCUUCGCAGAUACAGGAUGCACGACUGGAUAGCUCGAAGCAAAUCAACGGACAUACUGCGGCAGAUUGUGAAGCAACUAUUGGUCCUGAUCUACACAAGGUUGUAAUAUCACAGCUACGUGAGCGCAAUCAGACAGUACAACACGUUCUGCCGUGUACGCCUUUGCAGGAGGCGAUGCUCUCCACAAAAGGCACACUCGAGACUUCAGCUUACAGGAACAAGACACUGUUCAGUCUGCAGGGCUCGGUUGACAAGCUGAAAUCUUGCUGGGGAACUAUGUUACACAGGCAUAGUAUCCUAAGGACAAUUUUCCUCCCAACCGAAGAUCCGAGAUUCCCCUUCGUUCAGGCUGUCCUAGCGGAGUGGGACUUACCGUGGGAGGAGCACCAUAGUCUUUCUAAUCACUCUUCAGAUUUGCUUGAAUCUGUACAGACUGGUAAUGAUCCACUUUCCGAGAACACGCCACCUUGGAAGCUUCAAGUCUUUGGAUCAGGGUCCACUAUCUACCUCUUGCUCGACAUGCAUCACGCACUCUACGAUGCUAACGCAAUGUCCAGUCUUCUAUACGAAGUCGAGCAGUUAUAUAAAGACCAACCACUCCCUGAACCAAUCUCGUUCAAACCUUUUCUUGAUCUCAUGAUCUCUGCGAGGGUUGAACAAGCAGAUAGGUUAUUCGGCAAUCAGCUUCAAGACUUCAUACCAAAGCCGUUUACCAAGACCGCGAUGGGACAGUCAGAAGGCAGUUUUGGCAUGAUUAACGGAAAACUUGACUGCUCGCCCGACAUGAUUGAGAAUUUCCUCGCAAGGCAUUCGACGACCAUGCUUAGUCUGGUUCAAGCAAUGUGGGUGAAAACAUUGUCUGCUUCUCAAUCCUACUCAGACGUCUGCUUUGGCAACGUGGUCAGUGGACGUAGCGUGCCUAUUGACGGCAUUGAGUCUUUGGUUGCGCCAUGUUUUAACACCAUCCCCGUUCGUAUCGACUUGUCAAGGCACCGAAGCAAUCUAAGCCUUAUAAAAGCUCUGCAAACGGUCAACAUCGAUAGUUUGCCGUAUCAGCUUACACCUUUGCGCCGUAUCCAGGCACAAGCUGCUACCAAUGGGCAGCGUUUGUUCGAUUCUCUUGUUCUUCUGCAGCAGAAUUCUACAGACCUUGACCCAGCCAUCUGGAAGUUGGAGCGUGAAUCAGGAUCCAUGGAUUUCCCUUGCAUUGUCGAACUUACGCCCAACAGCGAAUCAUAUACCCUUUCCUUGCAUUUCAAUCGUUAUCUUGACGAUGAAGUUGUUGCAACCCUUCAUCAAGCGUGUUUAUCUGCAUUUGCAUCCUGCAUAAGAUACCCAUCGAGCGAUGUUUCUGAUUUCAUUGAUUACGACAAGAAUUUAGUAGCUGGCGUUCUGAAGCCGGACGAAAAAUAUAUGCAGUCUGUUGAGACUGCUCAGCAAAGGCGACUAGAAACCCCUGGACCUUCUAGCGACGAAUCCUGGUCGUCUCUUGAAUUGCGAAUUCGUGCGGCGUUCUCUGCGGUAUCCGCUGCUCCUGAGGACCAAAUUCGAAGGGACACCACAAUCUACAGGCUUGGCUUGGACAGUAUCAGCGCGAUCCAACUUGCCAACCGACUUCGAAAAGACGGGAUCCCAGUACAAGCUAGCGAUAUAAUGGAGGGCCCAUCAUGCUCACAGUUGGCAUCCGCUAUGCAAACCCGCUCACAAACUCCUGUUCUGGACACGCCCGCAUUUGACUUCGAUACGUUCGACAAGCACUACCGUCAGUUUGCCUUGGACAGCCAACAAAUUUCCACUGAGGAAGUGUCUGCGGUCCGACCUUGCACUCCUGUGCAGUCUGGCAUGCUCAGUGAAUACACAUACUCUGAUGGCCAUCAGUAUUUCAAUCACACCUUCUACGCGGUCGAAACAACUCAUGGUCCUGAGAAGUUCCGGCUCGCAUGGUCACAAGUUCUCAAGCAACACGAGAUACUGCGUACUGGAUUCGUCGGUACUGAUGAUCCUGAGCAUCCUUUCGUGAUGUUGACCUACAACGAAUUCAAUGCCAAUGAACUCGAGAUCCGAAUUUCGUCACAAGACGACUCGACGUUUGAUUACUGCGAGCGAACGGCUUUAGAGUCUGUCAGAGAUAGUCUUCAUCUACCUCCCUGGAGAUGGUCUUCACUCGAAGUCCAGGGCACACAAUACUUGCAAUUAUCUGCACACCAUGCCAUCUUCGAUGCAGAGAGUUUACGCAUGGUCAUGUCCGAUCUGCAAUCCGCUCUCUCUAGUGGCUAUGUCGCCGCAAGACGAUCAAUCGACAGCGCUUUGAGUCACAUUCUUUCGAGCAGCCAAGCCGAUCUGGAAGCGCAACGCACUUUCUGGUCACAAAGACUUGGUGGUGCUUCAGUAACCCGCUUCCCCAACUUGGCACCGACUAGAACCGAAAGCACUGGUACGGUCAACGUUGAGCUGGUCCUUGGGUUCCAGCGGAGCGAGCUAGAGGCUCGUUGUCAAGAACUCGGUGUGUCAAUGCAAUCAGUCGGCCAGGCAGCUUGGACCCGACUAUUGAGCGCAUACACUGGAGAGUCGCAGGUGACUUUCGGUGUGGUCUUUUCUGGCCGUACGAGUCCCGCAACAGCCGAUACUGCUUUCCCCUGUAUUACAACACUUCCAGUUUCGAGCAAUGCUGUAGUGGAUGAUGCUCAGCUCCUCCAAGAUUUGAUGUCCCACAAUGCCAGCGUUCAGAAGUAUCAGUUUACGCCCUUGACAAACAUUCAGAAGUACGCCGAACUGUCAAGUGAGGCAUUGUUCGACUCCAUCUUUGUGUACCAAAGACCACUGAACGAAAAUGUUUCUACUUCUUCCUGGAAGAUCGCGCGCGAGAGUGCUUCAGUCGAGCUUGCUGUCUCUGUUGAGAUGGAAGCACUCAGUGACAACCGACUUGGUCUUCGAUUAACGGUUAACCCUGCUCAGGUACCCUACGAGCAAGGCAUGAUCGUGUUGCAGCAGAUGGAAGCCAUCAUUACCGGGCUCCUCAAAUUAAAAGGGACACCUGAUAGAUCGGUUCUAUCUAUCAUCCCACCAAAAGAUCCCAUCAUCCCAACUGACUUUCAGUAUCUGCACGAAAUGACCGAGGCGUCUGUCAAGCACUAUUCAGACCGUGUCGCGAUGGAAUUCGUAGACAGUCUGGAAGACGGACAAAUCACGAGUCGACACUGGACUUUCCGCCAGCUUGACGAAGAAGCGAACAAGAUAGCACAUCUCCUGAUCGAUCGUGGUGCAAAGCCUGGCGACAUCAUCGCAACUUCAUUUGACAAGUGUCCAGAGGCAUCAUUCGCGUUCUACGGUAUCCUCAAGGCGGGUUGUGCCUUCUGCGCUAUUGACCCUACGGCACCAGCAGCCCGCAAAGCUUUCAUCCUACAGGACUCUAGUGCUCGAGUUCUACUGACAUCUGAUUCGAUUUGCGCAGAGUUGAAAGAGUUGACUCAUUGUGAUGUGGUUGACCUGAUCAACUUGGAAGAAAGACGUUCGUUGUCGAGUUCUUCGGUUUUGGUAAUGGGAUUGUCUCCUUCUUCUGUCAGCUAUGUCUUGUACACUUCGGGAACUACGGGUACGCCAAAGGGAUGUGAGAUUACUCAUGACAACGCUGUUCAGUUAAUCAUGUCCUUCAAGCGCCUAUUCAAGGGAAGAUGGACAGACAAAUCCCGCUGGCUUCAAUUCGCCUCGUACCAUUUCGACGUUUCGGUCCUGGAGCAGUUUUGGACCUGGACCGUCGGCAUGCGUCUUGUUUGUGCUCCUCGCGAUCUCAUCUUGGAAGAUAUUGCGGGCUUCCUCGAUACCAUGCAGAUCACUCACCUUGAUCUCACGCCAUCUCUUGGCAGGCUUCUUGAUCCUGCUUUGGUGCCCAGUUUGCACCAAGGUGUGUUUAUUACUGGUGGAGAGUCGCUCAAACAAGACCAAAUCAACACCUGGGGAGAUGUCGGCUGUCUAUUCAAUUUCUACGGGCCUACAGAAUGCACAAUCGGUGUGACUGUCUUUCCUAGUGUGCCAAGAGAGGGCAAGCCUUCCAACAUUGGCUGGCAGUUUGACAAUGUUGGCUGCUACGUUUUGGCCCCUGGGUCUCAGACCCCCGUAUUACGUGGUGCCGUCGGUGAGCUCUGCAUAUCCGGAAAGCUUGUAGGCAAGGGCUAUAUCAACCGCCCUGAGCUUACUGCAGAUUGCUUCCCACAUCUUGAUGCCUUUGGCGAGCGAGUCUAUCGCACAGGCGACCUGGUCCGUCUUUUCCACGACGGAUCAAUUGAUUUCCUAGGCCGAAAAGACAAUCAAGUCAAGCUCAGAGGGCAAAGACUUGAGAUUGAUGAGAUUGAAGCGGUGAUGAAGCGCUGUCAAGGUAUUCAAGACACUGUCUGCGUUGUCGCCAAACACCCCAAACAACAANAAGAUCAACUUAUCGCUUUCAUCGGCAUCGAUGAGUCCAGGAAACAAGGCAAACCUGAGUUGUGCCCAGCCGAGUCAACCAAACAUCUCAUCCAAAAAGCGCGUGCAGCAUGCGAAGAAAGCUUGCCUGGUUAUAUGGUGCCUACACACUUCUUGCCAAUUCAGCGUAUCCCCUUGUCCGUGAAUAACAAAGUGGAAGAGAAGCUACUCCGUCAACUAUAUGCUGAUUUGCCCACUACUACCAUCCAAAGCUAUGCCACGCAAGCAGACGGUCAACAGUCUCUCAGCGAAGGCGAGAGGAGGAUUGCUCAAGUCCUCGCUGAACUACUCAAUAUUGAUGUGGACGACCUCAAACCUUCAUCUAAUAUCUUCACUCUUGGACUCAACUCCAUCUCAGCCAUCCAGUUCUCUAGAAAGCUCAAGAAAAGUGGCUUCCUUAGCGCACAAGUGGCGACUGUGCUCAAGAGCUCAACUAUCGGCAAAUUGACCAAAGCACUCGCUGUAUCGACAGAUCGAUCGGAUGGUGAGAUCGCCGAUGCUAAACAAAUCAUUUCUGCCUGUCAACAAAGGCAUAUGGGCACAAUCACUCGUGUCCUUCGCUGUAAAGCGGAAGACAUCGAAGCUAUUGCACCGUGUACGCCCUUACAGCAAGGUAUGAUCUCGAGGUCUCUGGCAAGCGAGUCUUCGCUUUACUUCAACAGCUUCAAAUACAAUGCCCAAGGAGUAGAUUUGCAAAGAUUGGAGAUGGCCUUCAAUCAGGCUCUGGAACGAACGCAAAUCUUGCGUACCUUCUUCGUCGAAACUGAUGACGGUUAUGUACAGGCUGUGAGAAAGACAGGCCAUCUUCCAUGGUGGACACUCGAAGUCUAUGAUCUUGCAUCCGUGGACAGCGUCUUUGCCAAACGCAAACAGAAAUGGCGCUCCUACAACACUUCUCAUUUGACUGUUCCCUUCGAGGUUGUGGCUGUUCGUUCUGGCUCAGAGAAUUUUGUGUCUAUCGACCUGCAUCAUGCACUUUACGAUGGCAACUCUUUUGACAUGUUGAUGGGCAAUGUCUGCAAGCUCUACGCCUCCGAAGACGCUGACUUCGGCAGAUCUUUCGUCGACUGCCUACCCUUUGGUCCUUUACGCAAUGUGCAGGGUGCGAAACAGUUCUGGCUAGACCAUCUUCGAGACGUCGAACCUGCACCCAUGCCUCGACUUGUUGAACAUGCAACGACUCAGGACAUCCUUUAUACAGUCAGCCUGGACAUUCUGUCUCAAGCAGAUGAGCUUCGACGUUCUCUUGGUGUGACCAUCCAAGCUUUGGUCCAGGCAAGCUGGAUUGUUACUCUGCGGAAAUACUAUCAAGGUGCCAUCGGUACAGUCGUCUCUGGACGCUCGAUCGAUUUUGAUGGCGUAGAGAAGGUGAUCGGGCCUUUGUUCAACACUAUUCCCUUCUACUUGAGAUGUGAGCCAGGAGAUUCAUGGCGGGCUCUUGUUCAAAGAUGUCACGACUUCAACACAACAGCCCUGCCCUAUCAACACACGCCCCUUCGCGAUAUCUUGAAGUGGUGUAACAAGGGAAACUCGGACCCGCUUUUCGAUGCAUUGUUCGUAUAUCAAGGCACUCUCGAUGACCACAGCACCGGCACCCCAAUUCUCAAGCCUCUGGCAGAUAGCUGUUUCGAGGCAGACUACCCGCUCUCAUUUGAAGCGGAAGAAGCAGCAAACGGAGAGCUGAAGGUCACUGUGGCUGCCAAGGCCUCGAUUUGCGAUGAGGUGAAAGCUCGAAAGUUGAUUGAUGAGUUUCACCAAGCCUUCUUGGCGAUGACCAACUCACCUGAGAACGAUGUUGGUGUGAGCGUUGGCCAUACCUUCGAAAGGCUUGCCAGAAGUGCAAAUGCCAACAGCCAAAAAGACCAAAGCAAAGAUGCAAACGACUUUGAAUGGCGCACCGAAGCUUCUGCCAUACGUUCAGAGAUGGCAGCCCUUGCCGGUGUGCAGGAAGCUGAGAUUGAUCAAAACACUUCCAUAUUCGAGGUUGGCUUGGACAGUGUAGAUGCUGUAAAGCUCUCGUCGCGUCUCAAGAAGAAGAACAUUGCUCUGCCUAUGAGCACUAUCAUGCGAGCACAGACGAUCGCUCAUAUGGUUUCAACAUUGGUGAACGGCAAGAUCGAAACAUUGAAGACGAAGCCAGAUGGAGCUUUCCAAUCCCUCGAGAGCAAGCUUGCCUCCUAUGCACAAAGCCGAGUGGAAGACACUGGUUCUGUUGAACGUGUUCUACCAGCCAGUCCCAUGCAGGAGGCUUUGGUCUCAGAAAUGGUCCGUUCGUCGUACAAAGCCUACUUCAACCACGAUAUCCUAAAGUUAUCUGGGAGCGUUGAUCAUCAGAAGCUUCAGCAGGCAUGGCAAACAGUCAUCGAGGCUUCUCCCAUUCUUCGCACCGGUUUCCUCGAGAUUGAAGAUCCGGACUUGAAUGCUACCUUUGCUCAAGUUGUACAGGUGCCUGGCACUAUGAAGAUGGAGUCAAUCGAGCUGCCGAGUGAAGAUGCCAUAAAUGAGCAUCUCGCACACAUCAGCUCCGGCGUAGCAUCAGCCGCUCCAUUCAAGCCUCAAUUGCGAUUGACCUGGGUGUCCACGCCCGGUGAGAACUAUCUUGUGUUCUCGAUUGCUCAUGCUCUCUACGAUGGUCACAGUAUUUCACUGCUUCAUCAAGACGUCCUUAGGGCUUACAACAAUGCCUUUGAGACUCGCCCGUGCUAUGAUGAGAUUCUGAAAGACACUUUCUAUGGUAGUAACGAGGAGGCUAUCAUAUUCUGGCGCAGCCUUUUGACCGACGCGAGAAAGACCCAGCUUCCAGAGACUAGAAACAUCAACGAUUCAGGAAUAACAACUCAUCGUGCAGAGAGGACGAGUUAUCUAGCCGCUAACAAUCUUUUGUCGUUCUGCAAGCAGCAUGGGGUCACCUUACAAGCCGUCUGUCAAACAGCUUGGGCCUUUGUCCUCGCUCACACCGUGCAAGCCCUUGAUGUUAUGUUUGGGGUUGUCUUGGCUGGUCGUGACAGCGAACUCGCCGAGGAAGUCAUGUUUCCUAUGAUGAACACAGUCAUCAUGCGUUCUGUCCUGCAUGGAUCUAGGAAAGACGUGCUACAAAGCAUACAAGCGAUCAUAUCUGACAUUUCCAACCAUCAGCACUUCCCGCUGCGUCAGAUCCAGGCUGUAUGUCAGGGACAAGUCCGAUCAUCGACAACCACACGCCAGGACGAGACUUUCUUCGACACGCUCUUCACCUUCCAGCGCCGACCAGACGUUGGCGAGGUUGAGGACCAAAAACUUUACGAUUCUGUCAAUGGAGCCUCUGAGGUUGAGUAUCCCGUAGCUGUUGAGGCUGAGAUCGUCAAUGGCUCAUUGAUCUGGCGUACAGCUUGCAAAAGCAGUACUUUUGAUGAGGAUGGUGCGAACAACCUCCUCGGCACUCUUGAUGGUGUCUUACAAGCAAUUUUCGACCAGCCGCAUGAGCCGACACUGACAUUCCAUGGUGAAGGAGUCAGUGUCUGUGGCCUGCCUGCUUUCCAGCAGCCGGCAGAAGCUGGUACAACCUGGGAAGUAGAGGUCGACAACGACGUGAUCGAGGAUGAAGACAACUGGUCCGAUAUCGAGUCAGCGGUACGAGAUACCAUUGCAAAGAUUACCAAGACGCCAGAAUCAGAGAUUUCGAAAACUGCGUCCAUCCAAAAUUUGGGUGUCGAUUCAAUCAACGCUAUCAAGCUCUCGGCUUUGCUACGUCGAAAGACCAUCAGAAUUACUGUUAGCGAGAUUAUGCGCGCUGGAUCAGUUUCGAAGAUUGCAUCAGUGGCACAAAACAAGACGACAAAGAAGACGACCAAGGCUGAUGGUGACACUGCUGAUAAGGUUAUCGCUAAGCUCAUGGCACAGAAAGGUUUCACGCCUGAAAGACUUGGCUACGAGAAUCAACAAAUCGACCAAAUUCUGCCUGCAACUGCUGGUCAAGUCUACAUGUUAGGUGCAUGGCUUGCAACUGAUUGCCAACUCUUUUAUGGAGAAUUCGAAUACUGUACCACUAUACCGACCACUAUGGACAGUAUCAAGCAAUCAUGGCACAAACUGGUCGCCAGCAAUGCAGUGUUGCGCACAGUCUUUGUUGCGACUCAAGACAGCGAGACACCUUUCUUGCAACUCGUGUUGCGGGAUACUCCUGCUUCGUUCGUGGAUUUGGAUAAUGCAGAGCAGCUGUCGACAACUAUCAAGCAGCCGUUUGCCCAUCUGACAGUGCAGAAGGCAGACGAUGGUUACAAGCUUCGUCUCAAGAUUCAUCACGCACUUUACGACGCUGUAAGUCUGUCAUUGAUGAGUCAACAGCUGGCUACUUAUCUGCAAGGCUCUGCCGCGACACAGCAAUCUCCUGUCAGAUUCACCGACUUCAUUGCUCAACCUCUGAGCACCAUUGAGGCGAAUGGGAGAAAAUCUUUCUGGGUUGACUACCUUCAAGCCGCGCAAUACUCCCAGUUAGAGUCUGGUGCUUCAAAAUUAGCCCGCCACAUCGAAGUCUACGAUCCUUGCGCCAUGUCCGAUAUGUCCAAGUUUGAGAACGGACUUAGAAAGCAGGGACUCAGCCUCCAGUCUGUCUUCUUUGCAGCCUACGCCAGAGCGUACAGCUAUAACUCCGAUCCAACAGCCGAGGACGUGAUAAUAGGCAUUUACUUGGCCAAUCGCUCACAUUUGGAAGAUCUGUCCAGCCUAGCAGCACCAACACUAAACCUCGUUCCUCUACGCGUGCGCUCUCCCACAAGGACAUCUCUUGCCGAGCUCGCGAAACAGAUCCAGAAGGAUCUGCAGCUCAUCGGUACGCCUGAAAAUAGCAGUGUCGGACUGUGGGAGAUCGAGGCAUGGACAGGGAUCACCGUGGACACCUUUGUCAACUUUGUAAAGGUGCCAGAAAACGACGACGACGCCGCCAGGAAGCAAGUCAUUGUGAUGGACGAAGCGGCAGAAAAGCAUCGCACUGAAAAGCGAAGUCAGGGGUCUGAUCUCAUGGGAGAUGACUUUGUCGUGCCACAAGAGCUGCAGCAUGAAGACUUGAAGAAAACUUACAAGCGAUCACUCGAUAUCGAAGCAACCGUCGCUGAUGGUGAGCUCGGCAUUGGUGUAUUUGGAUGGGAAGACAUGAUGGAUGUAGAGCAAGCUGAGGGCCUGAUAGAAGAGCUGAAGAUUGAGAUUGCAGGAGUGCUUGAAUCGUGA